This is a messenger RNA of Notolabrus celidotus (New Zealand spotty), 1481 nucleotides long. Its product is annotated as growth arrest and DNA damage-inducible protein GADD45 beta-like. Gene Ontology annotation, cellular component: nucleus; cytoplasm. Bases 130 to 585 code for a protein of 151 amino acids. Gene Ontology annotation, biological process: regulation of cell cycle. The transcript has 4 exons. Lineage: Eukaryota; Metazoa; Chordata; Actinopteri; Labriformes; Labridae. The record is from RefSeq and is a predicted model, not a curated record.
GCAACGUUGCCAACAACAAGCGCUGCCAACGCUUCUGUGGAAACAUACACGCACGCACACUGAGGAAAUAAUCACAGCACCGGAUUACAGUCACGCUCUCUCGCUGGGAUUUAUUUCAGAUUAACAAACAUGAUUCCAGAGGAGAACUUUGAAGAGAACAGGAUGCAGUCUGCAGGUCUGGCUCUGGAGGAGUUGUUAGUCACGGCUCAGAAACAAGACUGCCUGACUGUUGGCAUCUAUGAAUCAGCCAAACUUCUCAAUACAGACCCAGACAGUGUGGUUCUCUGUGUUCUGGCGGCCGACGAUGCAGACGAUGUGGCUCUGCAGAUCCACUUCACCCUGUUGCAGUCCUUCUGCUGCGACAGUGGCCUCAACAUCCUGCGAGUAUCAGGGGUGCAGAGGCUCAAGCAGCUGCUCUGUGCUGUGGAUGCCAACAGAAACCAGGAAGAGCACGGAGACCUCCACUGCAUGCUGGUUACGAACCCACAGGCUGACCACUGCAGGCUACAAGAAGUGGGCACCUACUGCCAGGAGAGUCGACGCCUUGAUCAGUGGGUGCCUGAGCUGGUCCUACAGGAACGCUGAGGGACCUGGCACCCGCAUAUAUGACCAAGAUCAGGAGCUUCUGGGUUCAAAUUUUGGAUCUGUUAUUGCUCAUGCAGGGAAGGCUUGGUGUGGAGUUGUACAGCCUGUCCUGACUGAUGACAAGCAUGAACUGGGGACUCCCUUUCAGUAACUUGUGGAACAGUCGGAGUGGAGAUUGAAAACUUGAAAAGAUACGGAUGAACAAGCAGAUUCCCUUUAAAACUCUGCGUUUUUACAUCUCCAGAAAAACUAUAUGCAAGCUUCUGUUUUCUGUUUCUGUCAUGGGGUGUGACAGUCAAUCAGCAGUGGCAUUGACUGAAAAAUGUCCACACCCCGACUUCUACCUGUGGAGGAUCAGUGUGUUUCUGUGGACAGGACAGGAAUGCUGUAAUGAAACUAUGCCCAACAUUCCUGUGUUUUCUGACAUGGGAGAGUCCUUGGAGAGAGAGGUGUGUGUUAAUGUGUGGUAUGCGUGUACAAUCCUGAGGUCUUUCUUUAGAAAAGACUGGGCGGGCAGUGUGUGCGCUCCAAAAAAUCAGCAGCCAAACCUGUGGAGGAGUCAUCGCCAUGGAAACUAAAAAUGUAAUGAUGUUUAAUUUAAAGGCACGGGAACUCUUAGACGGAAGAGUCGCAAAACAUGUUUGUUUUGAUAAGAGGAUAGAGAAUGAGUGGUAAAAAGAACUGUCUGAUUUGUAAAUUCUUGUUAUGCUGCUGGACAAAACACAGUCUAUCUCUGUGCCUUCAACAUUGCUGCUUUUUUGAUCAAAUGCUGUCAGACUAAAUAUGAACAGUGCUAUAUCAGUAAUUUAUUGAUUGUAUUAGAUGUUUAACUAUUUAUGGUCUAUUUUUUUCCCUGUUUAAUCAAAUCAAUAAAUUAUUGUAUUCAUAAUAUAUCA